AUGGAGGAAUUCCCCCCAAAAUUCAGCAAGGUGCUGGUGACGCCAGAUCCGCAGUACAUACCGGGGUAGGUAAUUCACAUUGAAACUAACACUUUGCUUUUGAAUUUCAGCAAAUUAAUUCAUUAAAUAUACACUCUAAUUAGAUGUGUGUUAUAUUGAGAUGUUAUUUGUAUUACCUGCAUGGUGUGCUAUUUAUAGUGAAAUUAUAAACCUUUUUAAUGAUGCAUUAUUGUAUUCGUGCGUAAUUCCAUUGAUUAUAUGCUUGCGCAUACCUUUACAUUUUACUUCAUUAUAUUUCGCCAUUUUAUGUCUUUACACAUAGCAUGCAUACAUUCGGCCAACUAGAGGCUUGAGGAAUUAACACAAACAAUUUAACAAACCUACACGAAAUUUCCAUGAGCAAGAAAGUCCAGUGCUCGAGGCCAAAAGUAUUUUGUGGUGGCCAUCACCCAUGGCAACCGUUCCCAGGAAGGUUGAACUCAGAGGCUAAACUCCCUGACAUGAAGGAACACAACACAGCUUAAACUAACUACCAUGAGAUCCAUACAGUCACCUUUCACCUCAAUAAAGACUUUGAUACAAGCGUUGUAAAAAAAAAAAAAAGGGGGGUUCAAAUAUUUACACUAGGCCUACUGUCAACAUGACAGAGAAUAAAUCCAAAAAGGCCUGUUUGAAAUCUAAUUACAAUCCUCACCACAACCACCACCUCUCUCUCUCUCUGUCCUCAGGUAUGCAGGUUACUGCCCCCAGCUGAAGUACCACCUGGGGAAGACCUACGGCCAGCUGACUGCCAAACUGCUGUCCUCUCCAGAGGUGUCUCGCUCACAUCGCCUGGUCCUCCACACGGGCCGCUUCCCCUCCACAGAGACAGACACCGGCCCGCGGGACGAGAACUGGAGGAGCCACCAUGGAGAAUGCAGGAAUCUGGAGAGGAUGAUACCGGGCUACACUGGUAAACACACUGUUACUCAGUUUUCAUACAUUAAGUAGAACUCCCUCAUCUCUUCCAUCUGUAAAGUAUGCUUUUGCAUUGUGUACUCUGGUGUCUUUUGCAGGCUUUGUCCCCAAAAGCCAGAACUACUUCUCCCAUACCUACGCUGAGACGUGUCGCGAGGCCCUGUCUGAGUUUGACCGAGACCAGCAGAGGAGGGUUCGUCUGGCAUCAGCAGACAUACCGCUUGUCAGCAACACCACCAAUUCCGAGUUUAAAGUAAUCAGCUCUAAUCUCUCUCUCACGUACACAUGCACUCUCUCACACACACACACACACACACACACACACACACACACACACACACACACACACACACACACACACACACACACACACACACACACACACACACACACACACACACACACACACACACACACACACACACACACACACACACACAUCCCUGUUUAAUAAUCCAUGCUGAGAUCCUGUGUCACUGUCAGUGUCAUUUAUCACUCACUGUCUCAGUCUAAACGAGGCCAGCUGCACAACCUGGAGAGCUCUCCAAUCAUAGACCACCCACAGAUUCAGACCAAUUAAGUCUCUGAGAUUCACACCCAUUAUCUCUCAUUGUGUAGGAGCUGACAGGAAUGUUCAAUAACACAAGCAAUUACUGUUAGCCACUUAUGUUGAUUGAAUGAUAACAACUUUACAUUGAUACCAUGCGAGAAAAUCUUAUCCUCUUAUAAUCAAAGGUCUAUAGUCUGGGAUAGGGCCUUUGGUAGGAGCCAGAAGCUUGAAUACCUUCUUUGUCUCAACCAUAGUGUCUGUCUGUCUGUCAUUCUGUCUAUCCCCUUCAGCCUCGGAGACUGAGCACCCCUCUGACGGCCAUCUCCAAAGAUCCAGCCCCCUACGAGGCCCUGGACCCCUGGAAGCCCAAAGUGUCUCCGUACUUCAUGGAGGACAGCAGUCCACACAAGUACUUCAUCUCAGGUCGGUACAGUAUGCCAGACAUACCAUUUUAAAUAACUAGGCUAUUUCAGCCACAACCGUUGCUGACAGGUGUAUAAAAUCGAGCACACAGCCAUGCAAUCUCCAUAGAGAUACAUUGGCAGUAGAAUGACCUAUACUGAAGAGCUCAGUCACUUUCAACGCGGCACCGUCAUAGGUCUACGUCAGCACAAGAACUGUUCGUCGGGAGCUUCAUGAAAUGGGUUUCCAUGGCCGUGCAGCCGCACACAAGCCUAAGAUCACCAUGCGCAAUGCCAAACAUCAGCUGGAGUGGUGUAAAGCUCGCCGCCAUUGGACUCUGGAGCAGUGGAAACGCGUUCUCUGGAGUGAAGAAACACGCUUCACCAUCUGGCAGUCUGAUGGACAUAUCUGGGUUUGGCGGAUGCCAGGAGAAUUCUACCUGCCCCAAUGCAUAGUGCCAACUGUAAAGUUUGGUGGAGGAGGAAUAAUGGUCUGGGGCUGUUUUUCAUGGUUCGGGCUAGGCCCCUUAGUUCCAGUGAAGGGACAUCUUAAUGCUACAGCAUACAAUUACAUUCUAGACGAUUCUGUGGUUCGAACUUUGUGGCAACAGUUUGGGGAAGGCCCUUUUCUGUUUCAGCAUGACAAUUCCCCCAUGCACAAAGAGAGGUUCAUACAGAAAUGGAUCGUCGAGAUCAGUGUGGAAGAACUUGACUGGCCUGCACAGAGCCCUGACCUCAACCCCAUUGAACACCUUUGGGAUGAUUUGGAACGCCGACUGCGAGCCAGGCCUAAUCGCCCAACAUCAGCGCCCAACCUCACUAAUGCUUGUGGCUGAAUGGAAGCAAGUCCCCACAGCAAUGUUCCAACAUCUAGUGGAAAGCAUUCCCAGUAGAGUGGAGGCUGUUGUAGCAGCAAAGGGGGGACCAACUCCAUAUUAAUGCCCAUGAUUUUGGAAUGAGAUGUUUGACGAGUAGGCGUCCACAUACUUUUGGCCAUGUAGUGUAUGAGUGUGCAGCACAAUCAAAUGUAUAUGAGUCUCUGUAUUGACUAGAUCUUCCAUUGGGGCAUGUAUUCAGGUUUCACGGGGUACGUGCCCAAAUCUCGCUUCUUGAUUGGCACGGGCUAUCCCAUCACCACCAACAAGGCCCUGGUCCAGUUUGGGAAGGAGAUGAGGAGUGACCCCACCUCCCUGCGCCUCCCUGGGGACGAAUCAGGAGUCCUGCCCCCCAUCCCCACAGUCUACCCGUCCCACCGGGGCCUGCUGCCCUCCUACACCGGCCAUGUUCCAGGUGGGCCUAAACCUCAUCACAACACUAUAUAGUACGAAGCCUCACACACAGCUCUGAAAUAUCCAUAUUUUGUUUAAAAAUGUAUCAUAUCAUCACUUGGUAGAUCAAAUGUUACUAUAAUGUUAUUGCUUAACUAUAAUAUUAUUUUGAGAUCUUCAGUUAAGUUUACCUUCAAUCUGCCCACAGGAUACAAGUUCAGGUACGGCCAGACCUUUGGGCAGCUUACCCACAAUGCCCUGGGGCUGAGCGGCACUCAGAGGAAGCUAGAGGCCAGAGCCCAGUAA
This is a messenger RNA of Coregonus sp. 'balchen', 3482 nucleotides long. NCBI's taxonomy places the organism in Eukaryota, Metazoa, Chordata, Actinopteri, Salmoniformes, Salmonidae. The record is from the annotation of a GenBank genome assembly.